CUCCCAAUCAUGGCCGCACCCACCGCCUCCGGCAGUGCCGCCGCGCCGUCGCAGCUCACGGGCGCCCUGACGCCCGACUCGUCGGCCUACGUGCACGAGGAGCACUCCGCCUUCGCCAUUGCCUCGUCGGCGCAGCCCAGCGCGUCGCAGUUCGGCUUCUUUGCGCCCAUCCUCGCGCCGCUGGCGCGCAGCGCGCAGCGCUGGAGCGAUGCGCGCUCGGCGCUCGCGCUGCCAAGUCCCGGCACGGCAGAGGCGCUGCAGCGCGAAGUCAAGAGCACGCUGCUCACCAACUUCAUCUUCGACGGCGCACGCGCCGACCUCACAAAGGCGCUCUCCAUGGCGCCCAUCUUCCAGGUCACGCACGCCUUCAGCAUGGGCGCCCAGCAGGCGCCGCCGAGCUACAACUUUGGCGCCGUGUAUGGCUCGGAGGGCUACUUCCUGCAGGGCGGUCUCGACGACUCGGGCUCGGUGACGGUGCGGUGCAACCGCGGCUGGGCGCCGGGGCAUAUCUCGAAAUUCCAGGGGCAGAUGACGUCGGUGCCGGGGCAGUCGUUUGCGCAGCUGGAGCACGACUACCAAGGCACGGAUCACUCUCUGAACCUCAAGGCGCUGAACCCCAGCCCGACGGAUGGCUCGGGCAUCUACAUUGCCAACUACCUGCAGUCGCUCACGCGCAACUUUGCCGUCGGCGUCGAGGCCAUCUACCAGCGGCCCGACGGCGCGGCGCAGGAGGCGGCGCUGGGCUACAUGGCCAAGUGGACGAGCGAUGCGCGCGACGCCAUCGCCACGAUGCAGCUGCAGGGCCAGGGCGUGGCGCAGCUCACCUACUGGCAGAAGCUGGCCGACAACGUGUCGACGGCCGCAGACCUGCAGGUCAUCACGGCCGGCGGCAGGAGAGACGCGCAGGCGACGCUGGGUGCCAAGUGGGACUUCCGCAUGGCCACCUACCGCGCGCAGGUCGACAGCACGGGCAAGAUCUCGUCGCUGCUCGAGACGCGCCUGGCGCCGACGCUGGCCCUCACCUUUGGCGGCGAGAUCGACCACUUCAAAUCGGCGGCCAAGUUUGGCGUGGGCAUCUCGCUCGAGUCGGCCGGCGGCGACCUGGCCUCGCUGGACCCCAACGCGCCGCAGCCGACGCCGCCGAGCGUGCCGAUGUGAGGCAGCUGGACAGAAGACAGAGACGGGCAGGGCGACAAGGCGAGCAAGCAUGCUUGCAGGGGAUGCAGGACCAGGGCAUCGAUUCUAGACUUCACCACUCCACUCCUGCGUCGCUGCUCGCGCGAUGCGCAGCAGCUCGCAACUCCACUCCCAUCGAUCACCACCCCCCUCUCACUCGCUGGCUGCGGCGGUACCCGACGAGCUUCUCGCUGCGCUUCACGGCCACAAAAUACGAACUGGCAUGCCACUGGCGUCUGAUG
Messenger RNA from Tilletiopsis washingtonensis, 1418 nucleotides. Its product is annotated as putative TOM40-mitochondrial import receptor. Bases 10 to 1158 code for a protein of 382 amino acids. Gene Ontology annotation, biological process: protein import into mitochondrial matrix. Gene Ontology annotation, cellular component: mitochondrial outer membrane translocase complex; mitochondrial outer membrane. The transcript is spliced from 5 exons. NCBI's taxonomy places the organism in Eukaryota, Fungi, Basidiomycota, Exobasidiomycetes, Entylomatales. The record is from RefSeq and is a predicted model, not a curated record. Gene Ontology annotation, molecular function: transmembrane protein transporter activity.